UGGGUAAAACCUACAGGGAACUGAGAAAGGGAGAGUUGAAGCUACAGACACAAUAAUCCAUGGGAAAGACCAGUGCAAAUCAUAUGAGACUUUUCUUCAAGAGAGUUCAGCCCCUCUGUCUGUCACUCACGGGUUUUGUCAUUUCCUCUCCAGUGAAACAUCUUAAUAAAACCUCAGUUCUGCUCCUUCCUCUCACUUCUCUUUUUGUACCAAUCUCUCUGCAUUUCAUCCACUUCUGACCAUGUGUCUCCUACUGGUUCUUCUCCUGUGUGUCCUCAUGUCUCUGCCCAAAGGUUGGGCGGCUGAGACUGACCCCGUGUAUGUGGCCCUGAAUGACUCAGUUCUGCUCAAUAUCCCCGGAUAUCCCAAUGCUGAGAAACUCCAGGUGACCUGGAAAGAUGGGAAUGGAAUCCUAAUGGGUAAAUUCAAGAACUCAUCAUCAUAUAAGCAGCGAACAGUCUGUGAGUGUGAGCUCUUCAGGAACGGCUCCCUGUAUCUCAAUCGAUUGGACACGGUGGGAAAUGAGACCUACAAGGUGGAAGUGUUUGAGCAGAGUGGAAAGUCCAUCACUACUGCCUCCCUCCUAGUGACUGUGAUUGAGAAAGUGUCGGCCCCUCGGCUGAACUCCUCCUGCUCCCCUGAUGGUCUCGCUCUCAUUGGAUGUGAGAUACAGGGAGGGACUGAUCCCCAAUACUCCUGGCUGGAAAAUGGGGUCAACCUGAGCUCCUCAUGGAAUGUGAGUGGGAAUUGGAUCUCAGGAUUUGCUCCGGUCCCAGUUAAUAUAUCCUGCUGUGUAUGGAACCCAGUGAGUGAGGAGUGGAGCCAACUGGUCUCUGUGUUCUGCCCAAUUCCCGUAUCAGUUCCAACCCUGAAUGUGUCGUGCCAACGGGAUGGCAGUGCCAGGAUCCUCUGCUGGACAGACAGUGGGACAGAUCCAGUCUUCUCCUGGAGUCUAAAUGGGACAGACAAACAGGGGAGCCCCCUAAAUCAGAGCUGGAGCCAAAUCUCUAUUGUCCCCCCUCCUGCUGAAGGGAAUAUUCUCUGUGUCGUAUCCAACAAUAUCAGCCUUGAGAGAAACACAAUGAACUUCUCCUGCCCAGUUCCUGUAUCAGAUCCAGUUCUGGAGGUUUCGUGUCUAACAAAUGGGUCGGCGCUGGUUUCCUGUAAGGUGGAAAGUGGGACAAAUCCCUUCUAUUCCCUGAUCCAUAAUGGGAAAACAGUGUAUGAGAAUUCCAGCUCCCCAUUGGUUAAUGUUUCACUCCCAUUAUCCUCCCCUGGGAAUAUCAGUUGCUCAGUGAGAAACAGAUUCAGUACAAAGGAGACCGGGGUACAAGGCAGGUACUGCCCAGUUGCAGGCGGAGUUGCAGUUGGUCGGAUCAUGACGAUGGCAGUGUUUGUCCUGUACAGUUCGCUGCUGGGCUCUAUGCUCUGGACUCUGCUGAGGAUGAGGAGGGACGAAGGAGAAGAGACCAUUUAUAUCAAUAACAUUGUGGCACAAGAAGGCUUUUCUAUUUAGUCACCUGUAUCUGUCGAUUCAAAUAUAUUGACAAAACUAGAAGAUCACUCAGGAAACAGAAAUGAUUUUCAUUGUCUCUCCAGGAAGGAUAUUGAGAAGCACCUGAUUGAGCAACAUGGGGCUCAUUAUAUGUUUCCUUCCAGGUUACACUGUAAAUGUGCCCCCCGUUUUCACACAGGGGAUCUAGAGCUGCCCCUUUUUUUUAAGCUUGGUACCGAGAAUGGAAAUGAAAUUGUUUUGUACAGUAACGUCCCCAUUAAAUGAAGCCAUUAUCAUAUUUAACGGAACAGAUUUUAUGGAUUUCAUGGAGCAGUGCUUUGAUUAUGAAUUUUGUUUAUAUGAAUUUAUUGAUGACAUCAUGAUUCUGUUCUGUAAAUCCGCAUCAUAUAUACUGUGUUAUGACUUAUUAUUGAGUAAUGAUCUCAAUCAGACUCUGACCUUUUAAUGAUGUGUUAAUUGUUUUUAUCAGCGCCGCAAUAUCAGCGUAUUACCUGCAGGGGGCGCUUUUGCUUCUCAUGAUGUCAUAAAUGACCUUUUUGUCUCCCUGCCCCCUUCAAUCAUUUGUGAUUUGAGAUGGAUGAAUAAAGUUACAAUUGUUUUUCUCUAA
This is a messenger RNA of Xenopus laevis (African clawed frog), 2123 nucleotides long. RefSeq lists its product as uncharacterized. Bases 242 to 1516 code for a protein of 424 amino acids. The transcript has 6 exons. NCBI's taxonomy places the organism in Eukaryota, Metazoa, Chordata, Amphibia, Anura, Pipidae. The record is from RefSeq and is a predicted model, not a curated record.